Molecule: messenger RNA, 771 nt
Organism: Linum trigynum
Lineage: Eukaryota; Viridiplantae; Streptophyta; Magnoliopsida; Malpighiales; Linaceae
Source: the annotation of a GenBank genome assembly
AUGAGCUCGGGAAGUCAGGGGCGUUGGAGGGAAGAAGAGGGAGCGAUGGCGGAAAGGGAGAGGGCGAGCUCGGGAAGCCAGGGGAGAUGGAGGGAAGAGGAGGGUGGGGCGAGGUCGGCAAUGGAGGGAGGGAACUUGGAAGGGAACAUACAAAUCCCUCCAGGUUUCACAGUGAGAAGGGUGGAGCAGGGAUUCCAUGGAGAGGAAGAACAAGAGACGCAGGGUAGAGGAAGAGGAAGAUACCGAAAGGAGAUGGGAGCAACAAACCUGAGUUGGGAGAUGGACAGGGCAGCGGCGGCGAUGGAGAAAGGGCUGUGUUUGGAAGAGGAAAGGCUCAACCAGGAAUUUGGGCGGCCAAUAGUGGAGACUGCCCUUUCUCUUGGGCCAACCCAACAAGUCCCUUCAGCCCAUCAAGAAAUACCAGCCCAAAGCCUGAAUCAAGCAGGCCUUUUUUUGAGUGCUGAUUAUCAGCACACACAAGAACUAGGGGAGGAAGGAGCGGGCCGCAAGCAAAAGAAGAGGAAGGGGAUGGGCCUGGUUGGGGGAGAUAGGCCCAGGGCCGAAUUGGGAGAAGAAGAAGCCUUCCAAUUUGGGCCAGCAGGUGGAUUUGAAGUAGGAGGGCUUGGGGAUGGGACCAAAAAGAAGAAUUUGAAGGUAAAAUCUCUGAACCCUAACACCUCCAAGGGGAAUCAACAUGAAAUCAAUCAAGAGGGAAGAGGGAAGAAGAAUAAGGCAGCGGUGGUUCGCCAGAAGCCACCUCUUCAAGAAUGA